Molecule: messenger RNA, 2212 nt
Organism: Zingiber officinale
Lineage: Eukaryota; Viridiplantae; Streptophyta; Magnoliopsida; Zingiberales; Zingiberaceae
Product: L-type lectin-domain containing receptor kinase SIT2-like
Exons: 1
Coding region: 31-2037 (668 amino acids)
Biological process (GO): protein phosphorylation
Cellular component (GO): plasma membrane
Molecular function (GO): protein kinase activity; ATP binding; carbohydrate binding
Source: RefSeq, a predicted model, not a curated record
AACACCUGCUUGUUUGUUUCUGCUCAAAACAUGAACAAUUCAUCUGUUUCCCUCGUGUGUUAUUCCCUCCUCUUCUUCUCGAUUUGUAUAUCAGCUCUAGCUACUGAGUUUCUCUUCAAUGGGUUCCGAGAUGCUGCGAAAAACCUAAGCAUGGAUGGAGCUGCGCUUAUCGCAUCCAAUGGAGUCCUCCAGAUAACAAAUGACAGUAUGAGGCAAAUCGGCCACGCCUUCUUUAGUUCUCGCAUGCUCAUGGUGAAGGAUGAAUCUGUGUCCUCUCCUGCUCUCUCAUUCAGUACUACUUUUGUGUUGGACAUCAUUACUUACAAUGGCAGUGGAGGAAAUGGCAUGGCCUUUGUGAUUGCCCCCUUCAUACCCCUUAGUGGAGUUGAAAGUGGUCAGUUCCUUGGACUCCUUAGCACGCAGAACAAUGGCAACGUCUCCAACCAUCUCUUCGCUAUAGAAUUCGACACGGUUGAUACCACUGGAAAGUAUAUUGACUUCCCGGAUAACCAUGUUGGAGUGGACAUUAACGACAUCCACUCAGUUGUUGCGGUCCCUGCUGCAUAUCACACAGAUGAGCUCAAAAAUGUGACGGUGAACUUGUUGGGUGGAGAGCCAAUUCAGGUGUGGAUCGACUACAAUAGUGCUGCAAAAGUUUUGAAUGUCACCAUAGCUCCAUUUAUGCUUCCAAAGCCACACCAACCUCUCAUAUCUUUGUCGAUCGAUCUUUUGACAAUAUUCAAGGAGUACAUGUAUGUCGGUUUCUCUGCGGCUACUGGAAAGCUCACAAGCAACCAUUAUGUUCUAGGCUGGAGCUUUAGCACAAAUGAAUCAGCACCAAACUUAACUCUAUCAGAAUUGCCUCUUCCUCCGAGGAAAAAGGUAAACUCACCAACUUCAAGAAUUGGUACCGUUAAGUAUGUGCUUGUAUCUUCCCUUAUCACAUUAGUAUUUGUGUUGUUCUUAUUCCUUGUAUCCAAAUACUUGCGAAAUCAAAGGAAACAAUCAGAGAACCUUGAGGAUUGGGAGUUAGAAUACCCCAACAGGUUCCCAUAUAAAGAUCUCUAUAGAGGAACCAAAGGUUUUAAUGAAACCGAGGUCCUUGGUUCGGGAGGUUUCGGUAAAGUCUACAAAGGGACCUUGUGGCGUGCCAAAAAACAAGUGGCCAUAAAAAAGAUAUCAAAUACCUCUAACCAAGGAGUGCGGGAGUUCAUUGCGGAGCUCUCUAGUUUAGGCCAAAUGAGACAUCGGAACAUAGUGCAGCUCCUAGGAUGGUGCAAGCGGAAUGAGGACCUCCUCCUCGUCUACGACUACAUGCCCAACGGAAGCCUCGACACCUUCCUCUUUGAUGACAAUAGGAGCACCAAUUUGAGCUGGAACCAGAGAUUCAAGAUUCUGAAGGAUAUCGCAUUUGGGCUGGUCUACUUGCACGAAGAUUGGGAGCAAGUGGUAGUUCAUAGAGAUGUCAAGUCGAGCAACGUACUACUAGAUGCCGAGCUGAACGGAAGGCUGGGUGAUUUCGGUCUUGCUAGGCUAUACGAGCAUGGAAAGAACCCCCACACCACCCACAUCGUGGGGACUGUGGGCUACAUUUCCCCUGAGUUAUCGCAUACCGGUAAGGCCACGACCGGAUCAGAUGUCUUUGCUUAUGGCAUAUUUCUCUUCGAGGUGGCUUGUGGCCGGAGGCCAAUAGAACACACUGCUCCAUCAACGCAGGUGGUUCUGAUUGAUUGGGUGCGAGAGUGCCACACCAUGAACAAACUACUAACUGUCGUAGAUCCAAGGCUAAAUGAAAACUACGACAAGGAGGAAAUGGAACUCGUACUAAAGUUGGGAUUGUUUUGUUCUCAAUCUAUUCCUGAAGCGAGGCCUACCAUGAGGCAAGUGACAAACUAUCUCAAUGGCAAUGACAUUCUCAGUGAUGAUGUUGUUUUUGUAUUCUCAAAAGAAAACUCACUCCGCUUGAACUCUCAACUUCCAUAUACUUCAUCGUCCAAAGAUGGGAUGUCUUCUACUUCUCUCAGCCAAGGGAGAUGACAAAUCACACAGUCAAUUGCACCCAUUCAGAUGAGCAAGGUAAGAACUGUGCUAGGGAUAUCUGUCCCCCACUUUGACUCUUUGUUAUGGCCUAGGGAAAUAUGGAUUUAGGGUAUGAUAUAUGAAGUACCAACAAUAAUUGUCUUUUAUCCAUCUAUUGUAUCACCUUUUUUAU